Molecule: messenger RNA, 1777 nt
Organism: Dentiscutata heterogama
Lineage: Eukaryota; Fungi; Glomeromycota; Glomeromycetes; Diversisporales; Gigasporaceae
Source: the annotation of a GenBank genome assembly
UGAUAAAUUAACGAGAAUCGCAAUUGUCAGCUCGGAUAAAUGCAAGCCUAAAAAAUGUAGGCAAGAAUGUAAAAAAUCAUGUCCAGUUGUAAGAAUGGGCAAACUUUGUAUUGAGGUCACUCCUGAUAGCAAGAUCGCUUUCAUAUCUGAAGAAUUAUGUAUUGGUUGCGGCAUAUGCAUUAAAAAAUGUCCAUUCGGUGCAAUUAUGAUUAUUAAUCUUCCCACAAACCUUGAAAAAGAGGUCACUCACCGAUAUUCAGCCAAUUCUUUUAAACUUCACCGUCUGCCAGUUCCUAGACCGGGUCAGGUUCUUGGUUUGGUUGGUACCAACGGUAUUGGUAAAAGUUCUGCACUAAAAAUUUUGGCUGGAAAACUGAAACCGAAUUUAGGAAGAUUUGAAGAUCCUCCAGAUUGGCAAGAUAUUUUGAAAUAUUUUCGUGGUUCAGAACUACAAAAUUAUUUUACUAAAAUUUUAGAAGAUAAUUUAAAGGCCAUUAUCAAACCCCAAUACGUUGAUCACAUCCCGAAAGCUGUCAAAGGAACGGUUACAGAUUUGAUUGAUGCCAAAUUAGAACGAAAUAACAAGGAUGAAAUGAUUAAUGAAUUGGAUUUACGUGAUGUUUUGGAUCGUCAAGUAAAUGAUUUAUCCGGUGGAGAACUUCAACGCUUUGCUAUUGCUGUAGUGUGCAUUCAGAAUGCUGACAUAUAUAUGUUUGACGAGCCAUCCUCUUAUCUAGAUGUUAAGCAACGUUUAAAUGCUGCUAGGACAAUAAGAUCUUUAUUACAGCCUGAUCGUUAUGUCAUAGUUGUUGAGCACGAUUUAUCAGUUCUAGAUUAUUUGUCGGAUUUCAUCUGUGUACUUUAUGGAAUGCCAUCAGUAUAUGGUGUUGUAACGAUGCCUUUCUCUGUUCGUGAAGGUAUUAAUAUUUUCUUGGACGGAAAGGUUCCAACUGAAAAUUUGAGAUUUCGUGAAGAAUCUCUUACAUUCAGGCUAGCUGAAACUGCUGAAGAUGAGAAAGAAGUGGAAAAGCACAGAAGAUAUAAAUAUCCUGAUAUGGUCAAAACUUUAGGAAAUUUCGAGUUAACUAUUAAAGCUGGUGAAUUUACGGAUUCUGAAAUUAUUGUGAUGCUUGGAGAAAAUGGAACCGGAAAAACCACUUUCAUUAAAUUGCUAGCUGGUGGUAUGAAAGCUGAUGGAGAAGAACAAGUUCCAGAAUUAAAUGUUAGCUAUAAACCACAAAAGAUAUCACCAAAGUUCCCAGGCACAGUUCGUAUGCUCUUUAUAAAGAAAAUCAAAUCAAUGUUUAUGCAUCCACAAUUUCAAACGGAUGUUGUAAAGCCCAUGCAAAUUGAGAACAUCAUUGAUCAAGAUGUUGCAAAUUUAUCUGGGGGUGAACUUCAACGAGUAGCUAUCGUGCUUGCAUUAGGCCAUCCAGCAGACAUUUACUUGAUUGAUGAGCCAUCUGCCUAUUUGGAUUCCGAACAACGUAUUGUUGCUGCAAAAGUUAUUAAAAGAUUCAUACUUCAUAAUAAGAAGACUGCAUUCGUAGUAGAACAUGAUUUUAUCAUGGCUACAUACUUGGCAGAUCGUGUGGUUGUUUAUGAAGGAAGGCCAUCUAUAAAAGCUUUGGCUAAUUCGCCGCAGUCUUUGUUAUCGGGUAUGAAUAAAUUCCUUUCAUCACUUCAUAUCACAUUCAGACGUGAUCCUUCAAACUUUAGGCCUAGAAUAAAUAAAGCAGAUUCCCUUAAAGAUAAAGAGCAAAAAGCGAGUGAGUAA